Lentinula edodes (shiitake mushroom) is the source of this 1281-nucleotide messenger RNA. RefSeq lists its product as uncharacterized. The record is from RefSeq and is a predicted model, not a curated record. The coding region runs from base 204 to 1121 and encodes 305 amino acids. Lineage: Eukaryota; Fungi; Basidiomycota; Agaricomycetes; Agaricales; Omphalotaceae. The transcript has 4 exons.
CUUCUUGCUCCACCCUCAAAGUCACGAUGCAGGAUUCCUUUCUCGACGCUGAAAUGUGUAUACGUCAUUUCUUACGCUCCUACCAUUCUAUUCAUAUCGCUAUAUGUUAUCUCCGUAUGUUUUUCGGAGAGUCAACAUUUCACACUUACUUAAAGUUACUUUUACGAUCAUAACCACAACUCUUCAAGUCUAAUUUAAUCGAGAUGGCCUAUAGCGAGGUAAAUCAAGUUCGUUUAGCUCCUGCGACGGUUCCCGUCGUCCAAUCUCAAUCACAAGUACCCGGUGUAGCGGAAUACGGAUCGUAUAACGCGACAUACAGUAAUCCACAAAUGGUCUCAACAAUUCCCAAUUCGACUAGCAGUGUAUAUGGUGGCUGGACCAAUGCAGGAGCGAUGAAUGGAUCACUCGCUCCCGGUGUCGCCUCCGGUGUGCCUACUAUAGUUGCUGCAAGCACACCUUCCCCGAUAAUCACCGCUAGCAGUGCGCCUACAACCCCAGUCGGCGCAGCUACCGCACUUCCUCAAACCGGUGUAGCUUAUACUGUCCCUCAGGCUGGUGUAGGUUCCGCCAUGCCUCAACCUGGGAUAGCUUCUACUAUGCCUCCAACCGGUGUAGUCCCUCCUAUUCCUCAAGAGAAUACGGCUUACAUUAUGCCUCAAGCAGGUAUAGCAUCUAUGCCUACCGCUGCUCCUCAUACCGGUGUACCUGCUGUUGUGCCUCAAACAGGAGCACCGGGAGCCGGAGGAAUGGCCAGUGCUGGAAAUACCGCAGUUCAAACUCAAAUGGGAGGCAUGGGUAUGGGUAUGGGAGCCCCAGGAUCCAUGGGUGGCAUGGGUGCAGGAACGAUGGGAAGCAUGGGCGGUAUGACAGGAGCUGGAGGAUUCGCACCGUACCCCAACACCAUGUAUCCAUCGAUGGGCUCAGGCAUGGCUUAUCCUCCUGCCGUAGCUCAACCGCAGAUGCAGUAUGGUGGCACUGGAAUGAUGAUGCCUUCUGCUCAGUCUCAACAAGCUCCUGUCGUCGUGUAUACUAAACCCAGGAGGCACCAUCAUCAUCGCUCUAGCAAACAUGGACAUGGAUAUGGUCGCCGCUCUCGAAGUGUUGAGAUCGAUCGGUACUGAGUAUUGAAUAUUGAAUACCGAGUUCAAUUACAGUACUUAUCCCUCACAUCGCGUAUCUAUCUUCUUUUGUACGAUAUGUAUAAGUAAAUUCUAUUAAUUGUACAGUAAACUCUUGGAGGUCUGUUGAGGAGCUUGGCACCGUCACAGUCGUACAAUGAGU